Talaromyces marneffei is the source of this 1086-nucleotide messenger RNA. RefSeq lists its product as uncharacterized. Bases 1 to 1086 code for a protein of 361 amino acids. The transcript is spliced from 3 exons. Gene Ontology annotation, biological process: protein phosphorylation. Gene Ontology annotation, molecular function: protein kinase activity. The record is from RefSeq and is a predicted model, not a curated record. Lineage: Eukaryota; Fungi; Ascomycota; Eurotiomycetes; Eurotiales; Trichocomaceae.
AUGGCUGGUCCCGUGCGGCAACCCAUCGACAUCCAGUCAUUGGAGAGGUUCAUUGACAGUAAUGUGCCCUUGAUCAAGACUCCACUUGAUGUGAAGCAGUUCGGAUUCGGCCAGUCAAAUCCAACUUACCAGCUCACCGAUGCCACUGGCACGAAAUACGUCAUGCGCAAGAAGCCCCCUGGCAAACUUCUUUCCAAGACGGCGCAUCAAGUCGAGCGAGAAUAUCAGAUUUUGCAUGCCUUGCAGCCAACCGAUGUCCCCGUACCGAAAGUAUAUACACUGUGUGAGGAUGGCAAUGUGAUUGGAACGGCUUUUUACAUUAUGGAGUUUCUAGAUGGGAGGAUGAUCACCGAUCCUGCUAUUCCGGGUGUGAGUGCUGAAGAGCGGCAUGAGAUAUGGCGUGACGCAGUUCGAACUCUUGGAAAGUUGCACCGUGUGGACCCCAAAUCAGUCGGAAUGGAGAAGUUUGGCAAACACACUGGCUUUUAUGACCGCCAAAUCUCAACGUUAGGACGGGUAUCUCAAGCGCAGGCCCAAGCUGUCGAUGUUGACACAAAGGAGCCUGUUGGAGAACUCCCAUACUUCCAGGAGAACGUGCGCUUCUUCUCAAACAAAAGCCUACAGCCCCGAGACCGGACUACAUUUGUACAUGGUGAUUAUAAGAUAGACAAUCUUGUCUUCCACAAGACCGAGCCGCGAGUCAUUGGCAUACUGGACUGGGAAAUGGCGACCAUUGGUCAUCCACUUUCAGAUAUUGCAAAUCUAACAAGUCCAUGGUUCCUUGACUCAGCCGAGCAUAAAGCAGAGCAUUUCCAGCAGUCCCUCGGUAUGCCAACGAGACAACAAAGUCUCCAGUGGUAUGCUGAGGUAACGGGAUACGAUCCAAUUCCAGACAUGGAUUGGGGAGAUGCUUUCUUUGCAUUCCGUGGCUCCGUUAUUAUGCAGGGAAUUGCUGCGCGCUACGCGUUACGCCAGGCUAGUAGUGCACGAGCACAGGAUUAUAUCAAAAAUAUUAAGCCGUUUGCUAAAGAGACUCACCGGCUAGUGAAAGCGGUUGAAGCGAAGACCAUGAAAGGUCGUCUGUAG